AUGCAUAUUCAAAACCUAUUCGCAAUCAUUACCGCCUCUGCGGCCCUUUUCCCCACAGUUUCCGCCGGAGAAGGCGAUUACUAUUUCACACCACCCCCGGCCACGGAAAAAUGCGCUUAUACUAUUUAUCGAGUGGCAAGCAAGAAUGGGCUCAAAGCUCUUGUCCGCGAGGGCGACUACAUGGCUUAUAAAAACUGGGACCAAGAAAUCCACGGCGUUCAGGUCCAUUUUGACGGCGAAUGUAACCCAAAGUACAAGUCAGAUGUAUAUGUUUUCAAGAAGGGUGUUCGCGAGGAAAAGCAUAUUUGGCUGAGCCCCCCUCCCAACAAAUCGUCCGGGGUACACUAGUCUGGUGUAAAACCACAAUAGCAUCAUCUUCC
Pyricularia oryzae 70-15 is the source of this 380-nucleotide messenger RNA. RefSeq lists its product as uncharacterized. Bases 1 to 348 code for a protein of 115 amino acids. The transcript has a single exon. NCBI's taxonomy places the organism in Eukaryota, Fungi, Ascomycota, Sordariomycetes, Magnaporthales, Pyriculariaceae. The record is from RefSeq and is a predicted model, not a curated record.